UCACUACGCUCAGCUCCCACCAGCCAGGCUGCGGAGGAUGUCGACCCCUCCGCGGGGACACUCUCCGGGCAGGACGCUUGAGUCCAGCGGAUUCCUCCCGACUGCGUCCCCGUUUCCUGGCAUCCAUCGGCUCCCAUGAGGCCCCCGCUCAUGAAGCCCCCAGCUGCCAAAGUGAGGCGGAAAGUGGCCGGAGACAGAGAGCAUGUGUUGGCGCGUCGGGUUCGCCUGGACGCGGUCGUGUGUGGUUGAUCUGGGCCAGAACCAGAGCGUCUCCACCGGCCUCCUGGGCUCCGAUGAGCAGCUCUCCUUUCAUGGGCUCAUCAUCGCCCGACCCCUGCAGGACCCCGGCGGGAUCAUGUUCGCUCUGGGCUCGGACUCAUGGUGGCGGAAGACCCUGUAUCUGACUGGAGGGGCUCUGCUGGCUGCUGCUGCUUAUCUGCUGCACGAACUGCUGGCGAUCAGAAAACAGGAAGAGCUGGACUCUAAAGAUGCCAUCAUCCUGCACCAGUUCUCCCGGCCCAGAACUGGCAUCCCAUCCCUGUCGCCCUUCUGCCUUAAGACGGAGACCUACCUCCGCAUGGUGGACCUACCCUACCAGAACUACUUCGACGGGAAGCUGUCUCCUCUCGGAAAGAUGCCGUGGAUCGAGUACAAUCAGGAGAAAGUCUGUGGCUCUGACUUCAUCAUCGACUUCCUGGAGGAGAAGCUGGGCGUGAGUCUCAAUAAGAGCCUGACUCCGCAGGAGAUGGCCGUGUCUCGCGCCAUCACUAAAAUGGUGGAGGAACAUUUCUACUGGACCAUUGCGUACAGUCAGUGGGUGGACAACCUGGAGGAGACGCAGAAGAUGCUGUCCGUGAGCGGACCCAUGAGCGAUUUGCUCAGGUGGAUUCUGAGUCACGUGACUGGCGGGAUUGUCAAGAGGGAGAUGUAUGGACAUGGGAUCGGACGUUUCUCUGAGGAUGAGGUCUAUGCCCUGAUGGAGAAGGACAUGCGCACGCUUGCCACCUUGCUAGGUGAUAAAAAGUACCUGAUGGGCGCAAGAUUGACAACAGUGGAUGCGACAGUGUUUGGUCAUCUUGCUCCAGCUAUGUGGAUGUUACCAGGAACCAGGCCUGAGCAGCUUAUUAAAGGUGAGUUGAUCAACCUGGCGAUGUACUGUGAGCGGAUUCGCCGGCGGUUCUGGCCCGAGUGGUUUGUGGAUCUUGAAGACUUCCGCUACAAGGGAACCUCAGAGGACAGUGACUCUCGCUCUGGUCUUCCUGAUCUGGGUCUCUACUCGCGCACAGACUCGUCCUCCUCCCACUGCGACAGCCCCACCCACACCACACACACUCCCACGCCACGGGCCCCUCAGUCUCCCGUCAGCGACCCCACCGGACACUCGCUGUACGACUCCGACAUGGACACGGAGUGUUCUGAAGUGGAUCUGCUGAAGUGUUGACGACACUUUUAAUAGGUAACUGCACAAACACACUCUCCAGUCACGGAGCGGGGUCCACCCUGCGGCCUGGAACGGGCGGAAUCUCAGCCCCCUAGUGGAGGAAAGGGAGAAUAGCAGGUUUAUGAAGCAGGAUGAUCAGAACUAGAGGAGUAAAGGAGUGAAUGACGCCGCUGCUGAGAAACUCCUCCGUCUGCAGUCACAACUUCUCCUUGUUGUCACAUGGACGUUACCAUGGCGACUUUAUAUGUGUCACUUGUAGCAAGCUGCACCACCCAGCCUUGUGUGUCUCGACCAACUGAACCCUUGACGCCUUGAUAUAUCGACGUAUAGAGAAAAUUAUACAUCUGUAAAUAUUCAGUAUAUAUAGGUAUAGACAGACAUAUUUAAAUAUAUAAAUAGGUAUAUAAUAUAGUGAGCUUGUUUUUGUCCGUCUUGUGAAUGUAAAUAUGGUGGCAAAAUCACUUUCAUGGUCACAUGGUCUUGCUGUCUCUCCGCUGUAUCAGACUGAUGGCAGCAGUUGGUCCAUUUUUUUUAUUUUGAACCUGUUCAACAGGACGAAAGCUUUAAGUUACAUAAUAUUUAUGUUACACAGGUGCGAGAUUUAGGAGCGAGCGAUACAAUCAAAUCCGUGAUGAGUGCAUGGCUGGGACAUGCAUCCAAACCUCCCUUUACAUGAGCUGUUGAGAUGCUGCUGUUAGAGAGUCAGAACUUGCGUUGAAAAGCUCUUAGUUGCAAUAAGGAGGCAGUGGAAAAAGAUGGAUUUUGUCGAGACGACUGUAAAAUGGAGGGAUCUAUUCGCGUUUGUCAUGCAGCAAAUGCAAAAUCCCCCAUUUUGUGUUUGCAUCCAUCAGAGUGGUGACCAACGGGAACCUGUCGUUUUAGAUAGUGGCACCAAAACACGCCAAUUUUAAAAAGAAAAAUGUGAUUUCUGUGUCUCACUUUUCUGUAUAUUAUUUCACCAGUCAAACUAAAUGUUGCGUCGCUGUGAUGUCAUUCUCUAUAGUGCUACAUACACUAUGCUCAUUUGUUUUGGUGCCACAGUACGCCAUGUUACACCACACAGUCACACACAUCAGAGCUUCUUUAGCAUGUACUCUGUCGCACUUUGUUACACAACAGCAUGUUACUAUAUGAGAGUUUAGUUUUUCUAAGACACAUUUAUUUUUAUUAUUACGUUGCGCUGUUUUCAAGAUUGUUUAUCAGUAUAACGCCUACACAGCAUUACACUGUGUAACUUGCUGUGUGAUAUGUUGCACUAUGUACUAGUUAUUAAUUUGCACGUUUGUCUGUGGGGUUGUGCCAAGUUCUUUUGCUUUUGCUCUACUGCCUUAUUUGUUAUUAUGUCGAUUUUGCUUUCAGUUUUGUGACACAAUUUUGUUAUUCAAAAUGUGCCAUUGCUUUGUAUAACAUUAAGAUUUUUACAUUUGACUUUGUGACGUUACGUUAUUUAUUUCAUGUGUAUUUCUGUCCCAUCCUUAUAUUUUACUGCUUAUAUUAGUUUGGGUCAGGGGGGCAGCAGCCAGAACAAAGAGGCCCAGACCUAGUCGCUCCUCCGUGUUCGGAGUCUACCCCUGGGUCUUCCCCCACUCCGACUUCACUAGGGGAGCGACUAGGUGUCAUCUUAAAACGGAGCGGAUGACUGCAAGCUCAGCCUUUUGGCUCAGCUCUUCCUUCACUUCACCCCUUCAUGACUUCAAAAUCUACUCCAGCCUUCACCCCCAGUGUCUGUGCUCUUGACUCUUCACCACAAUCUCUCAGGUUGGCUCAUAAGAAGGAAGUCAUUUUGCCUUAUGCUAUGCGUCUUCUUUCAUUUAUAAAAGUGCCAGUGUUUGAUUUUUUUUCAGUUGGUUUUUGCCUUGUUUGUAUCUAUUUCAACCAAAAAAAAGGGUUGCACCUGUGUCUUCAUCAGAUCUCUGUGUGCAAUAGAAACAUUCUCUGUGGUGAGAACAUGUUUCCUGCAUGUAUUCGCUGCUGAUAAACUCACACCUGAUGGAAUAUUCGAUCAUCAGAAAUGAACUGUGCAAUGUGAUCCAGCUAUUGACUGAAGUGUUCCAUCUCUGCUUGUAGACUAGAAGCCAUAUUGUGUGUCGUCUUUUGAUGUGGUCUGUGCUGAAAAAAAAAAUACACUGGAAUCUCAUCAUAUUGUAAAUAAAAGGACUUUAGGACCAGACCGUGUGUCGCUGGACAAAUCCCCAUGAAUGUAUCUCAGAGCGGAGAAGGUGUGUGGCAGUGGAUUACUCAUGAUUUCAUUAAAU
Molecule: messenger RNA, 3696 nt
Organism: Synchiropus splendidus (mandarinfish)
Lineage: Eukaryota; Metazoa; Chordata; Actinopteri; Syngnathiformes; Callionymidae
Gene: faxca
Product: failed axon connections homolog, metaxin like GST domain containing a
Exons: 6
Coding region: 203-1441 (412 amino acids)
Cellular component (GO): cytoplasm
Source: RefSeq, a predicted model, not a curated record